Messenger RNA from Colletotrichum spaethianum, 1674 nucleotides. RefSeq names its product putative quinate permease. Gene Ontology annotation, cellular component: membrane. Bases 1 to 1674 code for a protein of 557 amino acids. NCBI's taxonomy places the organism in Eukaryota, Fungi, Ascomycota, Sordariomycetes, Glomerellales, Glomerellaceae. Gene Ontology annotation, biological process: carbohydrate transport; transmembrane transport. Gene Ontology annotation, molecular function: carbohydrate:proton symporter activity. The record is from RefSeq and is a predicted model, not a curated record. The transcript is spliced from 2 exons.
AUGGCAGGUGGCGGCGUCAAGAAACCCAUCAAUAUCUUCAAGCUCGGAGAGCUAGGUGAGCCCAAGGGCGUCUUUAACUGGCGACUAUGGUUUGCCGUCAUCUCCUUCGGCCUCAUGGGCGCGGCCCGUGGUGUCGAUGAAGGUCUCAUCUCUGGCGCCUUCGGCUCCAAGGAUUUCCAAAGAUUCAUCCACUACGAGACCUACAGCGCGGCUGAGCGGACCAACAUCAAGGCCAACGUCUCUGCCAUGGUUCAGCUGGGCUCCAUUGUCGGUGCUCUCUUCGCUUUCGUCAUCUGCGACAAGAUCGGCCGUAUCUGGGCCACUCGUCAGCUUUGCGUCAUCUGGAUCAUCGGUAUUGCCAUCUUCAUGGCCAACAAUGGACAUCUCGGCGCUGUCUACGCCGGCCGUUUCAUUGCCGGUCUCGGUGUCGGUCAGACGCCCGUUGUCGCACCCGUAUAUCUCGCCGAGAUCGCCCCGGCUUCCAUCCGCGGUCUGUGCACUUGCGUCUUCACCGGCUUCGUCUACCUCGGUAUUGUGCUUGCCUACUUCACGAACUACGGCUGCCAGAUCCACCUCGGUGACAACACCCACAACCGCUGGCUCGUGCCCACCUCGCUGCACAUCAUGUUUGCCGGCAUCAUCUUCAUUUUGACCUUCUUCCAGUACGAAUCUCCUCGCUUCCUCGUCAAGCAAGGCAAGAUCGAGCAGGCUACUGAGACCAUGGCCCACCUUCGUCAUCUCCCUGUUGAUCACGAGUACGUCACCCGCGAGAUCUACAGCAUCCAGCAUGCCCACCACGAGGAGCUUGAGGCCACCAAGGGUGCCACUUGGUACGGAAAAGUCAAGGAGCUCUUCCUGGUCCCUAGCAACUUGUACCGCCUCUACCUCUCUACUUUUGUGCAGUUCCUCUCCCAGUGGUCCGGUGCUGGUUCCAUUACCCUCUACGCUCCUGAUCUGUUCAAGAUUCUCGGUGUUGAGGGCCAGAACGAGUCUCUCCUCAUCACCGCCGUUUUUGGUGUUGUCAAACUCACUGCCGCCAUUCUCUGCGCUCUGUUCCUUGUGGAUGUCAUCGGCCGCAAGCGUGCUCUGCUCACGGGCAUCACUCUGCAGGCCAUCGCCAUGCUCUACAUCGCCGCCUUCCUCACCCACGUCCCCCGGCUCGGGGUUGAUGACUCCUAUGAGCUGCCUGAACACCUGGUCGGGGUCAGCAAGGGUGCUAUUGCCAUGAUUUACGUUUCUGGCUUCGGUUGGGCCCUUGGCUGGAACUCGAUGCAGUACCUCCUCACUGCCGAGCUCUUCCCCCUCCGCGUCCGCGCUCUCGCUACCUCGUGGGCUAUGACUCUUCACUUCGCCAACCAGUACGGUAACAGCCGUGCCGUCCCCAACAUGCUUGCGUCUACAGCUGUUGGUGGUAUUUCUCCCAUGGGUACCUUCUGGUCUUUCGCCGCGAUCACCCUACUCGGCGGUGCCUGGGUUUGGUUCUUUGUGCCUGAGACCUCUGGUCGCGCUCUGGAGAGCAUGGACCGUCUGUUUGAGCUUCCCUGGUACAAGAUUGGUCUGUACGGUAACAGGGAUGCCGAAGAGAGGGAUAUUGUCUACAACGAGAAGCAGGAUGCUGCUGAAGCUGUUCUCGGGCAGGCAGAGCACGCGGAGAAGAGGAAUACCCAAGUUUAA